Messenger RNA from Parasteatoda tepidariorum (common house spider), 4641 nucleotides. RefSeq names its product RAB3 GTPase activating protein subunit 1 (gene Rab3GAP1). The record is from RefSeq and is a predicted model, not a curated record. Lineage: Eukaryota; Metazoa; Arthropoda; Arachnida; Araneae; Theridiidae. Gene Ontology annotation, biological process: positive regulation of GTPase activity. Gene Ontology annotation, molecular function: GTPase activator activity.
AAUCAAAGAAACAUAACUUUAAACGUCACUUUGUUGUGAUCACGUGAUCGCAACAUCACCAUAAUAAAGUUGCAGUUUUUGCAAGCGUUUUAGUUCCAUUUUUACGUUAAGAUAUGCAAAGAAUGUCCUCUGAAGAGGAUCAAGAGGUUUUUGAAAUCACAGAUUUCACCACGGCUUCUGAUUGGGAAAGAUUCAUUGCAAGAAUUGAAGAAGUUUUCCAUGAAUGGAAGUUACCUCAACGCACAAGUGCACCUCCCCUUAAAAAGGGUGAGCUUUCCGAGGGAACAUGGAUAGAGAAACGAGAGCAGUUGAUGUUUGCAUCAUUUCAAUUUGAAGCAGUACAUCAUCAGUUGAAGCCAUCAUCUACAGAUUAUGAUUCAACAGUUGCUCUUGAAGAAAAUGAUGAAAGUGAACCUCUACCUUUCUGUUUGGCAGAUAUGAUGUCCAAAGAAAAUGACUUUCCUCCCAAAGCGCAUUGUUUAGUACGAUGGUAUGGACUAAGAGAGUUUAUUGUCAUUCAUCCGGCUAAGACAAAUGACGCCAUAAUGACUGAGGAUCGUACAAAAAUGCUCUUGAGCUCUGUUUAUAUUGCUGUAAAUAAUACUAGUUGCCAAAUUCCUGUGUUUGUGCAACUUCAGCAAAUGAGGCAAAAAUACUUUCUCGGCGUCUGUGAAGGAGGAGGUGUUCGAACAAGCUUUGAUAUGGUCCACCUGCAUCGUGCUUUUAAUCAGUACAGUCACCUUUCAGGGUUGCUAUCUCUUUUCAAGUCAAAAUUGGCUUCUUCAAGUUUCGAUGUUCCUCCAGUAUCAGUAUCAAUCCGGUUUACUUAUAUACUGCAAGACUGGUCCCCAUGUAGUUGGCCUCAACCGCCACCAGAAAUUGAUGAGCUAGGUGAAGAUAUAACACCAACUGAUAUUGGUAGACUUCCUAGUGGAGCAAUAGAAGAUCCAAUUUUAGAAUUUCAUUUGUCAGUGACAUGGCCUCAUUUAUUUGAAGAUGCAAUAGUGGAUAAUGAUGUGCAUUCGGACUUGAAUCCAGUUUUGUCACCUAAGUGGUCUAUGCGAAUGCGAACAGCUGAAAAGCCUAGCUGCUCUAUGGCUGAGUAUUUAAAAGAAUUUGUGUCACUUUCUUUGGGAUAUUAUUCUGAAAAUCAACUUUUGGGAAAUGUUCCUCCUGAUGAAGAUGAAACAGGAGGUCAAAAUAUUACUCAAGCUUUAGAUAAACUUGCCCAUCCCAAUCAUCCUGUUCCUUUACCGAGCCUCUCCGCUAUCCUUCCCCAACCGAGGUUAAGACGACAGUCUGAGUAUCACGAAAAUACACUGAUAAGUGAAGAAGUUCUUAUCAAAAUAUUGCAGUACAUUUUUCCUGAUUCAGCUCCUACACCUGCAGAACCGGAUUGUGAUGAAUGGAAAGACUCUGUGAAUUUUAUGAGUGACCUUCAUGCUAAUUCUGCAUUUUCUAAAAUUCAAGAACAUAUGCGUUCCUUCAAAAGUGCACCUGUCGAUAGCCUUACGUGGCGUUUAGCUCUUGCAAUGUGUCAGGUGAAUCAUAGCUAUGGAGGUCUGCCAGCAGUGGCCCAGCUCUGGCAAGACUUUUUACUUGAGAUGAGACAUCGAUGGGAAAAUAACUAUACUCUGCCAUGCCUUGAUCCAGGGACACCCAACAUGAAUUACUGCCUUCUUCAUCAGAAACUUCAGAUGCUGAACUGUUGCAUUCAGAGGAAGAAGAGCAGGGAGUGGCAGCAGCUGAGGAGUAGUGUGGAUUCCCUGCGCGAAGACUCUAGGUCACUGUCAUCCACUGGAGAAGCAGCGCCUUCCCACAUGAGUGAAAGUGAUGACGAAGAAUUCUUUGAAUGCGCUGAAAAUUCAUCCUCGUCUUCUGCCGAUUCCAGAAAUUCAAAGAAAAAGGUUUCAGAAGGUAGAUUGAGGCAACUGGGAGAAACAAGGCUCCUUUAUCACGAUGAACCUUUGUACAUUCCUCUCACUCAAGAACCAGCACCAGUUACUGAAGACAUGCUGGAAGAGCAAGCGGAAGUUUUGGUACAGCUUGGUACACACGCAGAGGGUGCAGCAUUAAGAGCUCGAAUGCAAAGUGCCUGUUUAAUGUCAGAUAUGGAAGCUUUCAAGGCUGCCAAUCCAAAAUCUGCUCUUGAAGAUUUCGUUCGAUGGUAUUCUCCACGAGAUCUCAUUGAAGAGGAAGUUGUGGACCAAGAGACUGGAAAGAAAACGACUAAAUAUUCUUUGAGUCAAAGAAUGUUAUUGCCAGGCAAUAUGUGGCUGGAAGCUUGGGAAAGUGCACGCCCGGUUCCAGCUAGACGUCAGAAACGGCUCUUUGAUGAUACAAAGGAAGCUGAAAAGGUAUUACAUUUUCUUGCUUCUGCUAAAACAUCUGAUGUUGUCACAAAUUUACUUCCCAUGUUGAUCCACUGUGCUCUGCUUCAAUUGGCUGAAGAAGAAGAAUGUCCUCAAUCACUGCCUUUGAAACUUGAAGAAACUGCCAUGAAAGCAGCUAAAGUUAUGAGAAGCCCCGUCCCCAAAUAUGAAGCUGUACUGCGAUGCCUGUACCAAGCAGAAGUCAUAGUUGCCCAGAUACAUUCAGUGAGUACAAAGUUUGGACUUGUACUGAAUGUUGAAGAACUGAUUGAGCAGGAGGGAAAAUUGACAUCUUCAUUGCAAGACAAUGAGAAAUUGUCUGAGCAACAAGAAAUACGCAAAUUUGUGCUCGAACUACUCGACAACUACGAAAUUGAUGUGCCCGGGGCUGGAAAAGGAGUAGUUGGUCGAAGAAUACGCCAUUUGUUCUCUGAGGCUCAAAGGGCUUCACACCUGAUAAUGGAUGAUAAACCACUUGGUGCACCCACAAUUCCCACCGAAACACAUUCCCAUCAUUCAAAAGUCCCAGAAUUCCCUGCUUCAUCAGGAAAAGAAUUCAUCCUGCGGACAACGAUGCCCAGGCCUCCAGGUUGCACGCCUACUCCUCAGAGAAUGUAUUGCGUCAUCACUAGGGAGGAAUUUAGAGUUGCCGGUGCCUUUACUGAAGAUACUACUUUUCUGUGAUAUAUAUUUUGUUAAUUGAUUAUUUCUUGAAUUAUUUGCAUAAAGUCUAUUUCUGAUUGUGGCUGAGCCCCUUUUUCAAUAUGAACUUUUAACUAGAACAGCGGUCACCAAGGGAUGCUUCGCUGAGCCGUAGGGCUCUGUUCGAAGGAUUACUUUUUUCCCACUAGGGUUCCUAGGUUGCCACUCCACUGGGAAAACCUGGAAAAUACAAGAAAUUUAAAAAUCACCUAAAAUAACAGGAAAAAAGUAGGGCUCUGUUCGAAGGAUUACUUUUUUCCCACUAGGGUUCCUAGGUUGCCACUCCACUGGGAAAACCUGGAAAAUACAAGAAAUUUAAAAAUCACCUAAAAUAACAGGAAAAAAGUAGGGCUCUGUUCGAAGGAUUACUUUUUUCCCACUAGGGUUCCUAGGUUGCCACUCCACUGGGAAAACCUGGAAAAUACAAGAAAUUUAAAAAUCACCUAAAAUAACAGGAAAAAAGUAGGGCUCUGUUCGAAGGAUUACUUUUUUCCCACUAGGGUUCCUAGGUUGCCACUCCACUGGGAAAACCUGGAAAAUACAAGAAAUUUAAAAAUCACCUAAAAUAACAGGAAAAAAGUAGGGCUCUGUUCGAAGGAUUACUUUUUUCCCACUAGGGUUCCUAGGUUGCCACUCCACUGGGAAAACCUGGAAAAUACAAGAAAUUUAAAAAUCACCUAAAAUAACAGGAAAAAAGUAGGGCUCUGUUCGAAGGAUUACUUUUUUCCCACUAGGGUUCCUAGGUUGCCACUCCACUGGGAAAACCUGGAAAAUACAAGAAAUUUAAAAAUCACCUAAAAUAACAGGAAAAAAGUAGGGCUCUGUUCGAAGGAUUACUUUUUUCCCACUAGGGUUCCUAGGUUGCCACUCCACUGGGAAAACCUGGAAAAUACAAGAAAUUUAAAAAUCACCUAAAAUAACAGGAAAAAAGUAGGGCUCUGUUCGAAGGAUUACUUUUUUCCCACUAGGGUUCCUAGGUUGCCACUCCACUGGGAAAACCUGGAAAAUACAAGAAAUUUAAAAAUCACCUAAAAUAACAGGAAAAAAGUAGGGCUCUGUUCGAAGGAUUACUUUUUUCCCACUAGGGUUCCUAGGUUGCCACUCCACUGGGAAAACCUGGAAAAUACAAGAAAUUUAAAAAUCACCUAAAAUAACAGGAAAAAAGUAGGGCUCUGUUCGAAGGAUUACUUUUUUCCCACUAGGGUUCCUAGGUUGCCACUCCACUGGGAAAACCUGGAAAAUACAAGAAAUUUAAAAAUCACCUAAAAUAACAGGAAAAAAGUAGGGCUCUGUUCGAAGGAUUACUUUUUUCCCACUAGGGUUCCUAGGUUGCCACUCCACUGGGAAAACCUGGAAAAUACAAGAAAUUUAAAAAUCACCUAAAAUAACAGGAAAAAAGUAGGGCUCUGUUCGAAGGAUUACUUUUUUCCCACUAGGGUUCCUAGGUUGCCACUCCACUGGGAAAACCUGGAAAAUACAAGAAAUUUAAAAAUCACCUAAAAUAACAGGAAAAAAGUAGGGCUCUGUUCGAAGGAUUACUUUUUUCCCACUAGGGUUCCUAGGUUGC